AUGGCGGACUCCGGACUCGUCGAUCAUUCCCCCCACCAUCCCACCAAGGCCGCCCAACUGAGCACCGCAUCGAAUGUUAUCUUGAUUGAUAACUACGACUCGUUUACUUGGAACGUCUACCAGUACUUAGUUCUCGAGGGUGCUACAGUCAAUGUGUUUCGUAAUGACCAGAUCACUUUGGAGGAACUGAUCGCCAAAAAGCCCACACAGCUGGUCAUCAGUCCCGGUCCCGGUCACCCCGAGACUGACGCUGGUAUCAGCAGUGCAGCCAUUCAAUAUUUCAGCGGCAAGAUUCCCAUCUUCGGUGUAUGCAUGGGUCAGCAAUGUAUUAUUACUUGCUUUGGUGGAAAAGUUGAUGUCACCGGCGAGAUUCUUCAUGGCAAGACAUCCCCGCUUAAACAUGACGGCAAGGGCGCCUAUGAAGGACUACCUGGCUCGCUCGCCGUCACUCGCUAUCACUCUCUAGCUGGUACACAUGCGACAAUCCCCGACUGUCUGGAGGUGUCCUCUUCCGUUCAGUUGGCGGACGACAGUAACAAAGAUGUCAUAAUGGGCGUGAGACACAAGAAGUUGGCCGUGGAGGGGGUUCAGUUCCACCCCGAAAGUAUCCUCACUGAGUACGGCCGUAUCAUGUUCCGCAACUUCCUCAAACUUACUGCAGGCACCUGGGAAGGAAACGGGAAACAUUUUGGUGAGCAGAGCAGCACUACCAAGGCCACCGUUCCCUCAAACCCUCCCCCGAAAACGGACAAGAAGUUGUCCAUCCUCGAAAGGAUCUACGACCAUCGGAGAGCCGCUGUCGCCGUGCAAAAGACUAUUCCCUCGCAACGGCCAGCCGACCUCCAGGCUGCCUAUGACCUUAAUCUGGCCCCUCCCCAGAUCCCAUUUCCGGCUCGUCUUAGACAAUCGCCCUACCCACUGUCCCUUAUGGCAGAGAUCAAGCGUGCUUCUCCCUCUAAGGGUAUGAUAGCCGAAAAUGCAUGCGCGCCUGCUCAGGCCAGGCAAUACGCGAAGGCCGGUGCCAGUGUCAUCUCUGUGCUCACAGAGCCUGAAUGGUUCAAAGGCAGCAUUGACGACUUGCGUGCCGUUCGCCAAAGUCUGGAGGGCAUGACGAACAGGCCUGCCAUUCUGCGGAAGGAAUUCGUUUUUGACGAAUACCAGAUCCUAGAGGCCCGUUUGGCCGGUGCCGACACCGUUUUGCUCAUUGUGAAGAUGCUUAGUGUUGAACUCCUCACUCGGUUGUAUCACUACUCCCGUAGCCUUGGCAUGGAGCCUUUGGUUGAAGUGAACACACCCGAAGAGAUGAAGAUUGCGGUCGACCUUGGAGCCGAGGUUAUUGGUGUCAACAACAGGGACCUCACAAGCUUCGAGGUUGAUCUCGGCACUACUAGCCGGCUCAUGGAUCAGGUGCCCAGCAGCACCAUCGUGUGUGCUCUCAGUGGGAUCUCCGGGCCGAAGGAUGUGGAGGCUUACAAGAAGGAGGGUGUCAAAGCUAUUCUAGUAGGAGAAGCCCUGAUGCGGGCAGCAGACACGGCUGCUUUCAUUGCUGAGCUUCUUGGAGGCAGCUCACAAACCGUUUCCAGCGAGUCCCGGAGAUCGCCGUUGGUAAAGAUCUGCGGUACUCGAUCUGAAGAAGCUGCACGAGCAGCGAUCGAGGCUGGAGCAGACCUAAUUGGAAUCAUCAUGGUGCAAGGGCGAACGCGAUGCGUCCCCGAUGACGUGGCGCUCCGCAUAUCCCAAGUGGUCAGGUCCACCCCGAAACCUGCUAGUCAAGCUCUUCACACAUCUCAAGAACCUCCCGCUGCGACAUCUGUGGAGUACUUUGAUCACUCAGCCAAAAUUUUGCGUCAUCCUAGCCGGGCGCUUCUCGUGGGCGUCUUUCAGAACCAGCCCCUUGAUUAUAUAUUGAGUCAGCAACAAAAAUUGGGACUUGAUGUCGUGCAACUUCACGGAUCUGAGCCGCUUGAAUGGGCCAAGUUGAUCCCAGUGCCUGUCAUCCGCAAGUUUGGACUUGACGAGCCUGCGAUCGCCCGCAGGGCUUACCACUCCCUACCGUUACUGGAUUCUGGCGUUGGGGGAACUGGUGAGUUGCUGGACCAGUCCCGCGUUCAGAAUGUCCUCGAUAAGGACUGUGGUUUGCGCGUUAUUUUGGCGGGUGGUUUAGAUCCUACCAAUGUUGCUGGCAUUGUCCAGAAGCUUGGCGAAUCUGGCCGCAAGGUCGUUGGCGUAGAUGUCAGUUCUGGCGUAGAGUCAGACGGCGCUCAGGAUCUUAACAAAAUUCGCGCAUUUGUGCAGGCCGUGAGGGGACUCUAG
Molecule: messenger RNA, 2313 nt
Organism: Aspergillus tubingensis
Lineage: Eukaryota; Fungi; Ascomycota; Eurotiomycetes; Eurotiales; Aspergillaceae
Product: bifunctional anthranilate synthase/indole-3-glycerol-phosphate synthase
Exons: 1
Coding region: 1-2313 (770 amino acids)
Biological process (GO): L-tryptophan biosynthetic process
Cellular component (GO): cytosol
Molecular function (GO): indole-3-glycerol-phosphate synthase activity; anthranilate synthase activity; phosphoribosylanthranilate isomerase activity
Source: RefSeq, a predicted model, not a curated record